Messenger RNA from Paramecium tetraurelia, 372 nucleotides. RefSeq lists its product as uncharacterized. The record is from RefSeq and is a predicted model, not a curated record. Lineage: Eukaryota; Ciliophora; Oligohymenophorea; Peniculida; Parameciidae. The transcript has a single exon.
AUGAAUUUAAAGAUAUGUCAAAUAAAUUCAUUAAUAAUUAGAAUGGAUGAAUAUGAUGAGUUUUCUGAUAACUCCAUUGAGAUUGUUCUCAAUCAGUUUUAGGGAAAAGCUUCACAUCAAAUAGAAGAGAAUAUUACUAUGUACUUAAAAAAUCUGGGACUUAAAAUGAAAACUAAUCCUUUGAGAAAAUAAUUUAAAUAUGAGAAAGAAAACAACUAAAUUAUUGAUAUUCUGACUUCAAGGACCCUGUCUUCUUAUGGUAACACUUUGAAGGAAACGGAGAUCGAUUAUUGUUAAAAAAUUAGAUAAAACCCUCUCUUCCUGAGGAGUAAAAAAUAAACCUAAUAAUUGGCAAUUAUGAAUCAAAUAUGA